Prunus dulcis (almond) is the source of this 1127-nucleotide messenger RNA. RefSeq names its product EID1-like F-box protein 3. Bases 57 to 947 code for a protein of 296 amino acids. NCBI's taxonomy places the organism in Eukaryota, Viridiplantae, Streptophyta, Magnoliopsida, Rosales, Rosaceae. The record is from RefSeq and is a predicted model, not a curated record. The transcript has a single exon.
CAUCUCGAUUAUUGAUAUUUUUUUUUUCUCCAAAAAUACACCCUAGCAUCGUCGCGAUGAGUUUGAACCGGCGACUCAGACCGAACCCGCCGAGUCAGAGGUCCGAUUCAGAUGACCUCGGAAUUCUCAACGAGCGGAUACUAUUCCUCGUUUUCCGGUCCAUGAAAUGGAAUAUUCAGGCGCUCUGCUCAACCGCGUCGGUGAACCACAAGCUCCGAGCAAUCGUGAAGAGGCUGCUGUGGCGGGAGCUCUGCGCGCAUAGCGCCCCGCGCAUGAUAGCGUCGCUGGAGAACGCUGUGCCGAGCGGUCGAAUCGGCGGCGGAUGGCACACGCUCGCGAAGCUCAUGUUCUUUUGCUGCGGCUGCGAGCCGACUCGGAAUUUCAAGGUGAGUCGACCCACCCCGGGCCACUUCGUCAAAUCGUCGAGGUUCUCUAAGACUUCGGGUCAGAGCUUCUUGACGAAGCGGUGCCGGGGCGAUUUGCUGUACGUCAGCGACCCGUGCGAGCAUCAGAUGGGGGAGAAGGAAGACGAUUUGGGGAUUUACAGAGGGGUAUUUAAGGGAUUUGACAAGUCAAAGACGAGGGCGUAUUUGAUCGGACGGCGAGUAAAGCUUGAAGAAAGGGUGAGAUGUCCUUACUGUGGGGCCCCCGAGUGGAGCAUGACCACGGCUGGGCUGGUGCCCAAGAGCGCGGCUCGGAGGCUUGGCUCGCAUCAUGGGGCGUUGGAGUAUUUUGUGUGUGUGAACGGGCACAUGCAUGGUUCGUGUUGGCUGGUGCCUUUGUCGUCCGAUGAUAAUGAGGAUGAUGAGAUGGACGGUAGUGAUUACUCCGAUUUCAAUGAUAAUGAUGGUGGAGUCCGCAGAAUUGGCUACGACGAUCGGACGGCCACAAAUGGAAGUAUGUGCUCUAUGGGGGAGGAAGUUGUAGUGGACGGGCCCGCAAAGUAACUGCCCUCUGGGGCCCGUUUUGAUGGGUCGAUGUUGGACCGUUGCUUUUGGUUUCUCUCCGGUGAUUCGCACCUGUGGAGAUUUUUUGGGUGUGGGAUGAUGUGGAGAUUGGAUAACAUAAAUUUAGGCUGACGUGUAACAUUUUUGUGGAAAUUAUUUGUGUGAGUUCCGUUCCGCUGC